Equus quagga is the source of this 518-nucleotide messenger RNA. It is a transcript of the gene S100A12, whose product is annotated as S100 calcium binding protein A12. Lineage: Eukaryota; Metazoa; Chordata; Mammalia; Perissodactyla; Equidae. Gene Ontology annotation, molecular function: RAGE receptor binding; calcium ion binding. The record is from RefSeq and is a predicted model, not a curated record. The coding region runs from base 124 to 402 and encodes 92 amino acids. Gene Ontology annotation, cellular component: cytoplasm; extracellular exosome. Gene Ontology annotation, biological process: antimicrobial humoral immune response mediated by antimicrobial peptide; endothelial cell migration; positive regulation of canonical NF-kappaB signal transduction. The transcript has 3 exons.
GUUGAAGGAGAAGCCUGGAGUGCCUUAUAAAAACCUCUCUGGCUCAGCGCUCCUCACCAGUGCUGGCUUCUUGCUACAGCUCCACUCUCCUGUGCAUUGAGGGGUUAACCUGAGGUUGGGAAGAUGACUAAGCUGGAAGACCACCUGGAGGGAGUCAUCAACAUCUUCCACCAGUACUCAGUUCGGGUGGGGCAUUUUGAUACCCUCUCCAAGGGUGAGCUGAAGCAGCUGAUCACAAGGGAACUUGCAAACUCCAUCAAGAAUACCAAAGAUAAAGCUACCAUUGACCAAAUAUUCCAAGAUCUGGAUGCCGAUAAAGAUGGCCAGGUCACCUUUAAUGAAUUCGUAGUCCUGGUGUGCAAGGUGCUGAAGACUGCCCACGAGGAUAUCCACAAGGAGUAAGAAGCUCUGAGAGGCUUUUUCCCAGAAAUGUCCCCAAGAAGAUGUUUCCUUCUCCUCAUCAAAGCCCAGACUCACCUGAGGGACGUGAGCGUUAAUAAAUGUACUUUUGAAAUGUU